CUUUCCAAGAGCUCUGGUACCUGUUAGCAGCAGCUGGGGAGGAGUGGGCGACGGGAUUACGCUGCCACCUCAACCUGUUAUCGUUGAUUGAAUCGAAUCACGACCGAAGCCCACGUCAACCAAGCUCGAAUAUCUCGAAGUAAUAGGGGCAAAAUGAGCUUGGCGUAUGGAGCUGGCGGCAUAGGAACCAGCCUUGCCGUGGUGGGAGCUUAUAUGCUCUUCACUGGCAGCGGCGAAGCCUUCAAUGUCGGCGCUUUCCUCGAGGCAGUUUCCCCAUUCGCGUGGGCAGACUUAGGCAUCGCCCUCUGCAUCGGUCUAUCUGUGGUUGGAGCAGCAUGGGGCAUCUUCAUCACAGGGUCGUCUAUCCUCGGUGGUGGCGUGAAGGCGCCGCGGAUCCGAACCAAGAACCUGAUCUCGAUCAUCUUCUGCGAGGUCGUCGCCAUCUACGGCGUCAUCAUGGCUAUUGUGUUCUCGUCCAAGCUCAACGCAGUUGAGGGCGCAGAGUUGUAUUCGGGGAAUGCGUACUAUACCGGUUACGCGUUAUUCUGGGCGGGCCUGACAGUCGGCAUGUGCAACCUCAUUUGCGGCGUGUCUGUCGGCAUUAACGGCAGUGGUGCUGCUUUGGCUGAUGCUGCCGACCCGUCAAUGUUUGUCAAGAUCCUCGUCAUCGAGAUCUUCAGCUCCAUCUUAGGCCUAUUUGGCCUGAUCAUUGGCUUGCUUGUGGCUAGCAAAGCGGAUGACUUCGGUCUCAAUAAAUAGACAUCCGCAACCCCGCCCCGUCAUGAUACCGGUGUGAUACCGGUCAUGUCAACUACUUGCCCAUCAAAUUAUUACUUGAUGGCAGCAUUGCCCUUGGCGUUCAGGAGAGGCAAGGUCUGGGAAAGCAUUUAUUUCAUCCAUGUAGAAUAGGUACUCAUGCAUUGUAUCCGUAUUGUAUAAACGGUCGUGAUCUAGUUUCGCCGCCAGUAGUUCCAAGUCCUACACAGUCUUGCGGUUUGGUAGUAUGCCCAUCCCCACCAUAAAUUCAUAUCCA
This is a messenger RNA of Phialemonium atrogriseum, 1033 nucleotides long. Its product is annotated as ATP synthase subunit C-domain-containing protein. Bases 154 to 759 code for a protein of 201 amino acids. Gene Ontology annotation, biological process: proton transmembrane transport. Gene Ontology annotation, cellular component: membrane; proton-transporting V-type ATPase, V0 domain. Gene Ontology annotation, molecular function: proton-transporting ATPase activity, rotational mechanism. The record is from RefSeq and is a predicted model, not a curated record. NCBI's taxonomy places the organism in Eukaryota, Fungi, Ascomycota, Sordariomycetes, Cephalothecales, Cephalothecaceae. The transcript is spliced from 5 exons.